UCUGUGAGUUUCGCCCUCCUUCGGUUUGGCUUUCAGAAAUUAGACUUUUACGAAUAGCAAUGAAGCUUUGAUAAUUAACUAUGAAGUUUGGCAAAUGAAGUGUUCUAUAUCUCAAUUGAAGGGAUGAUUAAUUGAAAAUCAAUGCGAAAUUUAGUUCACUAGAGCAAUUCUAAGUUGAUGUACAGUUCGACUUGGACAUCUUUAUAAACUGAGAUAACUUACAACUACAGCUCAUCUGGUAUGGCGACCGGAAUCGUUCGUAUUGCAAUUGAGCGAGAAGGACAGCUUCCACUUUUAACGCUUUUUGAUCAGUCUCAACCCUUGGAGGAGAUAAUCCGUAGGGAAGUUUGUGCAAAGUGGUCCCUACCUAUUCCUGAACAAUACGCUUUUCAAUAUUCUGACUUUAACUGCUACAUCACAGAGGAGAAUCGUGCAGAUAUUAAAAAUGGUACUGUUCUGAAGUUGGUGCUUUCUCCUGCAAAGCUUGCACAAGAAAUCUAUGACAAGCUGCAGUCAAAUCCUGAUGACAAAAAGACUGUGUUGAGCCAACUGGCAAACAUUUCAGAGGAUCUGACAUUUGCUGGUGAAUUCAUAAAAAGAAAUGGAUUGGGCUGUAUAAUUAGCAUGCUUGAAGGCAAACCAGAAAGUCCAGAAAAUCUUGCUUUUGCCCUCAAAGCCUUUCAAGAGCUGAUGGAGCACCCAAAUGUGUCAUGGGAUAUCUUAACACUACCUUUUAUUAAGAAUCUGUCAAUAUUUGUAAAUAAGAAGUCCCUCGCAGACCCAACAGUCCUAAAGAGAUGUCUGUCCAUUCUGGAGUCAAUAGUCUCCAAUAGCCCUGCCCUUCAUCCACUGGUAGAGAGAGAAGUCAUCUUUGAAAGUGUCGUUCACCACCUACACAGUGGUAACCAAGACAUCCAGUUGAAUGCUGUUGCCCUCAUAAAUAGCAUGUUUAUGAGAGCUGAUCCCAUCAAUAGACAGCAAUUCGCAGAACGUUUAUCCAAGACUGGAGUUAGACAAUCUCUGUUAAACAAUGUUAUCCGUGCUAAUAAAGAAGUCAAGAGCGAGAUGGCCCACCAGUUAUAUGUCUACCAAGCUAUGAUCUUCAGCUUAUUAAAUGACAAGAUCAAAAUGAAGGGCAACCCUCUUAACCAGAAUUUGAAUGAGAGCCUUGAUAUACUGCGGAAGGUUGCAUUUGAGUCAGACAUGGUGGCAAUGCAUGGGGGAAGACCAUUAUCCCAGGCAGGCAACCAGUCCAAAGAUUUCAAGCGCCUGGGCUUUGUAAACAUCGAUAGUCCUGUGAUGGACUUCAGUGACUCCCCCCCAGGCCUUCUCCCUAUGCAUGCAAUGAUCUACUUCUCCAAAAAGCACCAGGAUCAAUACAUUAAGGUCGUGAUGGAGAACCUCUCACGAGGUGAUGAAUGCGAGUGUCCGUUUGCACAGUCAAGCAUCGCACUGACCAAGAUGCUUUGCGAAAUCCUCAAGAUAACCGGAGAACCACCGUCUGAAACUAGCGACGAAUACUACCCAAUCUUCUUCACCACUGACAACGCCUUUGAGGAGUUCUUCUGUAUCUGUAUUCAGCUAGUUAACAGAACAUGGCGUGAAAUGAGGGCAACAUCCGGUGAUUUCAAUAGGGUGAUGGCAGUUGUGAAGGAGCAGAUUGUUAGGUCGCUUGGCGAGAGACACUCUACCAUGGAUCAAUACAAGAACUACGUGUCGAAUCUUGGCUUCACCCAGAUCCUCAAGCUGAUGCAGCAGGAAUUCCACGAGAGGACAAUGCUAGAACUACAAGCCCCGCCUGUUGUUGAACUCAGACAACAGAUUCUUCCUGAAUUAAAAAACAUCGUUCGACAGCAGCGUCUCGAGCAACUAAAGGAAGGGCGUUUAUUUGACAAGGGUGGCAAGCGUCAUGUUCGAGAUAAGUUCUGGUUCUGCCGUUUGUCGCCCAACCUGAAGUUCCUUCAUUAUGGCGAUUGUGAAGAGGGGCAGACCCCAGCCUUGGAGGCACUUCAAAACAAAUUGCCCAUUGCUGGUAUCAAGCAACUGCUGGUUGGCAAAGACUAUCCUCACGCCAAGGACAUCAAAGACUGGAAAAAGCUGCAUCAUCUUUUCUUCUCAUUGGAGUAUGAACGCGAUGACAAGACAGAGUACCUCAACUUUAUAGCUCCCAACCCAAACGUGUUUGCAAUUUGGGUCGACGGGAUAUCAACACUACUCAACAAAGAGAUGCCAUCAAAAGAGGCUCAAGAAGACCUGGAAACCCUUCUGAACAUGGAGAUGAAACUCCGAUUGUUGGACCUCGAGAAUAUCUCAAUCCCAGAAAGCCCCCCUGCAAUUCCCCCUGAGCCCCCCAACUACGACUUUGUCUACAAUUUCUAAUUCAGCUACCAUCCCUUCCUCGCCCCUCUAGAUUUCUAACACACAACCACCAUCCCUCAACUACCACCCCUUCCUCGCCCCUCUAGAUUUCUAACACACAAGCACCAUCCCUCAACUACCACCCCUACCUCGCCCCUCUAGAUUUCUAACACACAACCACCAUCCCUCAACUACCACCCCUUCCUCGCCCCUCUAGAUUUCUAACACACAACCACCAUCCCUCAACUACCACCCCUUCCUCGCCCCUCUAGAUUUCUAACACACAAACACCAUCCCUCAGCUACCACCCCUUCCUCGCCCCUCUAGAUUUCUAACACACAACCACCAUCCCUCAACUACCACCCCUUCCUCGCCCCUCUAGAUUUCUAACACACAAACACCAUCCCUCAACUACCACCCCUACCUCGCCCCUCUAGAUGUCUAACACACAACCACCAUCCCUCAACUACCACCCCUUCCUCGCCCCUCUAGAUUUCUAACACACAACCACCAUCCCUCAACUACCACCCCUACCUCGCCCCUCUAGAUUUCUAACACACAAACACCAUCCCUCAGCUACCACCCCUUCCUCGCCCCUCUAGAUUUCUAACACACAACCACCAUCCCUCAACUACCACCCCUACCUCGCCCCUCUAGAUUUCUAACACACAACCACCAUCCCUCAACUACCACCCCUACCAUGCCCCUCUAGAUUUCUAACACACAACCACCAUCCCUCAACUACCACCCCUACCUCGCCCCUCUAGAUUUCUAACACACAACCACCAUCCCUCAACUACCACCCCUUCCUCGCCCCUCUAGAUUUCUAACACACAACCACCAUCCCUCAACUACCACCCCUACCUCGCAACCUCUAGAUUUCUAACACACAAACACCAUCCCUCCUUCGCCCUAUUGGAUAAGAUAAGAACCCUUUCUGGAACAAAUACUUCUGCAUUUACCACUGGACUUAGUAACUAUACUAGGACUAACUCACAACCCUCAUCCUUCCUUUCAACCAAUCCUUUUAAAACAGCACCCUUAGAUAAGUACCUCCCUAAACCAUCUAAUAUUUAUCUUUGUAAUAUUCCUAUCAGUUAUUUCUGACAAACCUUUUUAAAACCACACCCUAAUCUCUCAUAUUUAAAUUCCUACUACUACACAUCAUUAAUAGAAUACAUUUUUUUGAAAAUAUUAAUAGAUUACUGAAUUCCAUUUAGGAUUUAAUUCAAUACGAAUUGCAAACUCUUAGUAUUUCGUCUUUAGAUAGCAAAUGUAGAAAUAGAUAUUUUCAAGAUUCGAUUCUUCACCAACUCUUUACAAUGAACAUUUGUUGCGAAAGUUAUAUUUUGUAUCUUUUUCUAUUUCAAAUAUCAAUCGUUUUGUAAUCUAAAUAUUUUAAAAUAUAUGUAAUAUUAACCUUUAAUAUAAAUAUAUUUCUGAUUGUGAAUGAUUGAAGCAAUUAAAGAAAUGUAUUAACCUUUAGUAUUCUUUGGUCUGUAUUACAUCAAACAUGAAGUAUAAAAAGACAAA
Messenger RNA from Nematostella vectensis (starlet sea anemone), 3891 nucleotides. RefSeq names its product engulfment and cell motility protein 1. Gene Ontology annotation, biological process: actin filament organization; cell motility. Gene Ontology annotation, cellular component: plasma membrane. The record is from RefSeq and is a predicted model, not a curated record. Bases 241 to 2379 code for a protein of 712 amino acids. NCBI's taxonomy places the organism in Eukaryota, Metazoa, Cnidaria, Anthozoa, Actiniaria, Edwardsiidae. The transcript is spliced from 25 exons.